AUGGUCGACCGUCCUAACAAGCCCGCCGCUCUAGCGACCACGCCUGGUCUGCCUCCUUCCGCCCAGGUCAACAUUACUCACGACAACAGCCGUGUCAACGCCGUGCUUCCCUCUGGAGAGAGUAUCGAGGUUCUAUUGUACGGUGCCACAGUCCUGAGCUGGAAGGAUCGCGCCGGCAACGAGCGACUCUGGCUGUCCGAGGGUGCCAAGCUUGACGGCAGCAAGGCCGUGAGGGGCGGUAUUCCCUUGGUCUUCCCCGUCUUCGGCACAGCUCCCAACCACGCCGCCACCUCCAAGCUCCCGCAGCACGGUUUCGCCCGCAACUCGACCUGGGAAUUCCUGGGCUCAUCAACCUCUGAGUCGACCGGAAAGUCGGACAAUUCUGUCAAGCUCGACUUUGGCCUGAGCCAGAACAACCUCAGCGAGGAGUCCAAGAAGCUGUGGCCAUAUGCCUUCUCCCUGCAGUACAGCGUUACCCUCACCAGUGACAAUCUCGCGACCGGACUGGUCGUGACCAACCAAGGCGACCAGCCUUUCGAGGCCCAAGUUCUCCUCCACACCUACCUGCGCGUCAACGACAUCUCCAAGGUCACUGUCACCGGCCUCGAGGAUUCCGAGUACGUGGACAAGGUGGCCGGAACCCCCAACCCGGUGAAGCAGUCCGGCUCCAUCACCAUUUCCGGCGAGGUCGACCGCGUCUACACCCCGAGCAAGGGUCCCUCUGAGCCCGUCGUCGUCAGCGAGGGCGGCGAGGCCAAGUACAGCGUCGUCCGCGACAACCUUGAGGACGUUGUCGUCUGGAACCCCUGGAUCGACAAGGCCAACAGCAUCGGCGACUUUGAGCCCAAGGACGGCUACAAGAACAUGAUUUGCGUCGAGGCUGGCGCCGUCAAGGGCUGGCAGAAGCUCGAGGCUGGCGAUGCCUUUGAGGGUGCUCAGGUUAUUUCUGUUUGA
Messenger RNA from Pestalotiopsis fici W106-1, 954 nucleotides. RefSeq lists its product as uncharacterized. The transcript has 2 exons. The record is from RefSeq and is a predicted model, not a curated record. Gene Ontology annotation, molecular function: carbohydrate binding; isomerase activity. Lineage: Eukaryota; Fungi; Ascomycota; Sordariomycetes; Amphisphaeriales; Sporocadaceae. The coding region runs from base 1 to 954 and encodes 317 amino acids. Gene Ontology annotation, biological process: carbohydrate metabolic process.